AUGACUGCGAGUGCAUCUUGGGUAGCGUUCGGCUUCUCUGAUUACGGAAAUCUGAUAGGAUCUGAUUUAUGCAUUUUCACGCCAUUUAAUCAAAUCGAAGACGGCAGAAUGAAAAUUAAUAAUCAAAUAUAUAGGACAACCGAAGACCAAAAAGGAUUUAUUGCCAUAGACUCUCAUGUGGACUCAAACGGAUAUCUAAAAGAAGAUUUUCAUCAAAAUUAUAUUCUAGAAAGAGUUCUCAGCCAAGGUAAUGACAGAUAUUUUAUCGUUAGCCGCAAAUUCAACACUUGUGAUAAGAACUACGAUUAUACUUUGGAUAGAGGUACAACCCAUGUCUUAUAUAUCUCAGAAUCCAUUCAUCCAAUUCUAUUCGAUGCCUCAAUACAUUCAAACAAUUUAUUCCCUAUGGCAAAAGAGAGUAAAAGUGGUUUCCAAUGGGGGUUUAACAGGGCCCAAUUACUUAAAUCCCAAAUAGUUACGGGUAAAGUGACAAGUGAAACUAAUGACACACAUAUUUUCCACAUUACAUUUGAUAAAGCUCCAGUACCAGCUAAUUCGACAACUUACUGGAAAAAAUUGAUCAAAUUGCCCGAAUAUUUUUCAAAAAAGCAUCAUAUCAUAAAGUACCAAAGCAAAAUAUCAAAAGAAACCGAAAAUGUUGUUCACCAUCUUAUGCUUUUCCAUUGUCAAAUUCCGAAAUUCAUUAUCCCCGAUUUCUAUGAGGGUCCAAGUGACACUCCAAAUGAGCCAAAAUUAUAUAAAAAAUGCAAGAAGGUUAUCGUUGCUUGGGCGAUGGGGGCUCAACCCUUCAUUUUUCCGCAAGAAGCCGGGUUAACCCUGGGCGGUUCCGAUCAAUCCCUGUAUGUUGUAUUGGAAGCACAUUUCAAUAAUCCAAAUAAUUAUGAUGGUAUUUUAGAUUCUUCUGGAUUUUCCAUCUAUUUAACUUCAAAACUAAGAAAAUAUGACACUGGUUUUUUGGAAAUUGGCUACGAAUAUAGUCCGAAACUAAUGAUACCACCAGGGCAAGAAAAAUUUUUGGUACAUGGAUAUUGCGUUCCAGAGUGUACGAACGGGGGAAUCCCAACAUCUGGCAUAACAGUCUUUGCUAAUCAAUUCCACACUCAUCUACUUGGCAAGAAGAUUAUAGCUCGCAUAAUUAGGAAUGGCGUCGAGAUAGGCGAAUUGAAUCGUGACAACCAUUAUAGCCCUCACGCUCAGGAAAUACGACUCUUGCCCAAAAUUGUCACCCUAUAUCCGGGAGAUCAAUUGAUAGUUACUUGCUUCUACGAUAGCUCAAUGAAAAAAAUCAUAACAAACGGAGGACUAGCUACAACCGAUGAAAUGUGCAUCACUUACUUGUUUUAUUACCCGAGAGUGAAUCUUGAAAGAUGCAGAAGCUCUAUUUCAAUCGAAACUUUAAACAAAUUCUUUGCAUAUAAGUAA
This is a messenger RNA of Gordionus sp. m RMFG-2023, 1443 nucleotides long. Its product is annotated as dopamine beta-hydroxylase-like. NCBI's taxonomy places the organism in Eukaryota, Metazoa, Nematomorpha, Gordioida, Chordodea, Parachordodidae. The record is from RefSeq and is a predicted model, not a curated record. Gene Ontology annotation, cellular component: secretory granule membrane. Bases 1 to 1443 code for a protein of 480 amino acids. Gene Ontology annotation, biological process: norepinephrine biosynthetic process; dopamine catabolic process; octopamine biosynthetic process. The transcript has 11 exons. Gene Ontology annotation, molecular function: dopamine beta-monooxygenase activity; copper ion binding.